GGAGAGUGUCAACACAAGAGUGGCGGCCCUUACCUCUGUUGUUUCCUGCUGCCGAGUCUUCUUCUCCUGCUGCUACUGCUGCUCUGGCCACAACCACACCUCCCUCAUUUUGAAAACAACAUACUGGAGUGAAUGAUAUGGAAGGAAAUGCAGAAUAGAGCCAGUAGCAGUAGCCAUAGAGGAGUAGCAGUACCAUAGGCAUAAUCAGAGAACAUUAUGAACAUCAGAAGUCCAUAGUUUAAUAUCCUCCCAGCAAAUAUAAGAAAUAUUGCCAAAACAAAAGUGGAAGUCUUCAAGAAAAACUGAACAGUUUUCUGCAAGAAGUAUCCUGUUACUGUGGCCUUGUAGCAGUCCACGUGCAGUCCCCGUGGCGCAAUGAAAAGAUGAGUGGAAAACCAAAGUUCGUCCUGACAGAAAAUGGCGUUCUAGCUCUUUAUAAUCAAGAAAAUAAGUCUGCCAUUAACAUGCAGGUUAUUUUUCUUGCAACUUCUGAUGUGUCAUGCUACUUACGGCUCUCAGAUGGAAAGCAUGUUUCACCUGUGACCAUCAUUUUGAAAGAAAAAUUAAAUCCCUCUUUCCAUGUUGGUGCUGUUCUUGCUAUUCAUGAGGUGUAUUUUGUGCUAGUGGAAAACCAAUCAGAAGACCAGCAUUCAUAUGGGGACAAAGGACUCCAUACCCUCUAUAUCAAACGUUACACAUUACUGGAAGCUCACACCACUGUUAAUCAACUUUUAGGAUCUUUAAAUUUUAAUGUCUCCUAUGUUGAUGCUAUCAAUCACAUCCAUCACAUAUUGAGAAGCAUUGAUCCAAGAAUUGGGCCACACAUAAGAGGGUGUAAGCAGCUACAAGAAGAAGCUGAAAAACUGCGACACUAUGGUAACAAUUCCUUCAAACAACAGGAAUAUAGUGAAGCAAUUGCAUUUUAUGAUACUGCCAAGAAGAAGGACCCUUUUGACUGUAGGGUUUGGUCCAAUUGCAGCCAGGCUCACUUUAAAGCAGACGAGUAUUUAGAAGCUGAACAUGAUGCCGUAAUUGCCAUUAAAAUGAAUCCUUUUAUUGAGAAGUCAUAUUAUCGAGCUGCACAGGCUGCACUUAAGCAGCCCAACAAUAAUGUAGCAUUACAAUAUGCAAGGAAUGGCAUAUUUAUCUGUGGGCAAAGCAAAGAUCUUCAGCAAAUUAUCGAUGGAAUACGGAAUUUUAACUCCGAAUGCCACCAAGGUAGAAUGGAUGCUCUUCAUGAAUCCAUUCUCUAUUCUGUUACCAGGCAAGCUACUAAACAUAACCUACAAAUCAUGGAAAACAUGGAAAAGGCUGGAAAAUUAACAAGAAACUCGAUAUCGUCACAGACAGAGUUUAAGCUGAUUGAAGACAGUUUGGAAAAUUUUAAAGAAAAUGGACUAGCCACUGUAAGAGAGCUAAGAAGAGAAUCCAAGGUAAAAAAGGAAAAAAAUAAAAAUAAAAUUAUUAAGCUCAUCAAAGAGGAAUCUUCAAAAACUCACGAAGAAAAAAAGAAUAAAGAAGUAAAGCAAAAGCAAAAGGAAGAAGAACAGAAAAAACAGGAUCAUAAAAAAGAGGAAGAAGAAAUAAAAUUGAAGCCAAUAAAUGCUUUUCAUGAUACUUUACGAGAUGGACGAAGAUUAUUUGAAGCAGGGCAGCUACGUCAAGCCAUUGAAACGUUCAAUAGAAGUUUAGCGUACUGUUGCCCGGAUGGUGAUAAUAAUACUAUUAAAUGGGGAAAUAAGGAACGUUUGGAGGUACAGACAGUCCAGUUUGUAUUAGGCAUGUGUAGAAUUCAGUCUGGACGAGUCUACAUCCUAGACGGCAUGGAAAUAAUGAAGAGCUUGUCUGACGAUGCAAGUACCUUUCCAAGUCGACCAGCUGCACAUUAUUGGCUUGGAUUUGGCUAUGAGCAAAUUUAUUUAUUUAAGAAGGCUCACUAUCAUGCCUGUGCCUCCAUAGAAAGCCUCAAGUCUCAGAAAAAUUUACCACCUCUCAAAUGGCCUGGAACAGUAGACCCAAUAAUAGAGACAAUGCCAAUAGUCAUUCGGGAUAAUGCUAUGGAUCUAAUGGGACGAGCAGCAUCAUCAAGACCAUCACCAAAGGCUAAAUGCCGUUUUAAAGACUGCAUUGCCACUCAAGGACAUCCAUAUGCCAAAGAAGACAUAUAUAAUACUGACCCAGACUUCAAAGGAUUUUUUGAUGUAACCUGUGAAGAGUACUGCACAGUAAGCUACCACCCGUGUUGCUGGAAGGCUCACAAGGAACAAAUGGAGGAUGGCAUUGGCAGGAUGUCAGAUAAAGAUUUUCUGGGCCUGGAAUGUAUAACUCCUGACUGCACCGGUAAAAUUUGUACUAUUCGAAUAUUUGAUGAGACCUGCAAACUGAAGAAUGAACUAGUGAAAGAUAAAAAAGAAAAGAAAAAUGUGCCACCCAUGUCAAAGCUGAAAAAGAAGAAGGACAAGAAGAAGGAUAAGGCCCAGACUUCAAAAUCUGCAGAAGUACGAGAAAAAAAGAAGAGCAAAACUGAGAGUUUUAGUGAAGAUGUUCCCUGCACAGAUAAAAAUUCUCCAAAAGCAGAGGUUGUGGCAGACUACACUACGGUUGGUGGCACUGAUGCAGGGAAUUUUAACAAUAACCGAUCAUCAGUGGCAGCAGCUUCCAUUCUACCUAUUGAUGCAGAGAGCUUACAAACUACACAAAUUACUAUACUAAAACCAGUACCUGUUGUUGGGGAAGAUGAGGUCGGAUAUAUCAAGCCCAACAAGAAAAAUAGAAAGAAAAACAAAAAGAUUAAGGCAACAGUUCAGCCAGAUCUUCUUGGGGACCCAUUACAAGCUCCUCAGAGUGUUCAAAAUGAGUAUCUGUCACGAUUACGGGUUCUUAGGCAUCAGAGAGAAGCUUUAGAAGGAGAUUUGACUACAUUACCAAAAGCUACCAGCCCCAUCACACCAGAUAUUCCAAGGGAGAAUCUUCUGAAAUUGCUUGAUCCAGAAAAUCCAUUUUAUAUGCCUCAACACCUAAGGGACAACCCACAAGAACUUGAGUGUAUCCUACAAACCAAAAUGUUGAAAACAACCUCUCCAAAUCUUCAACAAGAGACUAUAAACACCCUCUUAGACUUCAUGUAUGAUUGGUUGAAGUCAGAAGGUCCGAUGUCAAUCAAUGAUGUUCGUCUGAGAGAGCAAGUUUCGGAAAACUUCCCAUCGGAGGCAAGCUCUUACGUCAACCAGUGUGGAGGAAUUAAGGAGUUUCUUAUGCAGUCUAUUAAAUUUGCCAUGAUUGAUGAUGUUAUCUGUGUUGGAGAUCAUGUAGUCCAAGCACAAGAGAUGAUUUGUAAAGAAAUCAAGGACCGAAUGACUAACUCAAGAUAUCUUACUAGAUAUAGUGAUGGCCGAAAAGCAAAGAAGUUUACGCAUCUCCUGGAAGAUAACAAAAGCACUUGUUCAUCUACCUCUUCAGUUUCUCAGUUAGCAGGAUCAGGGGUGUCAUAUGCAUCAAGAGGUACUUCAGACUCUACUUUCUCUGCCUCCAAGACGUCUAAUGAUAAAACAAACAAGACCAUUAACAAAGCCUCAGUGAGAACAUCACCAGCAAGUUUAGAGGAGUUAGAGGAAUGUAAGAUUACUGACAUUAGCCUUAAUCCCUCUGCACCCGAGUUUGAGCCAUGUUCUAAUGAACUAUCAGAUGAUGAGGAAGAUUCCAAUUCUUGGAAUCCUGAAUUUGGAUGUAUUACUGAACCUUGGACUGAAAACAUGGUUAUAAAAUCUGACAAAGAACGAUGCCAAAAUUUAGAGAAUAUAGAGGACAUAGAAAGCAGAAAUCUAGCAAUGAAUUCCCAAAAUGGUGCCAAUGCUAUUGAUGAGACAAAUAAAUUUUUCCAGUCAGAUGAAGAGUGUGACGAAGAUUCCGGAGAUAGUGAAGAGUAUGACAACAAACUUGAGACGUUGGCUGCAGACUUGCAGCAGGAACUGGAUCGAGUGAAUGAACAAAACCAGCUGUUGAAUGAUAAGCUCUGUCAGGUCAAGUCUCACUUCAAAAGUGAGAUUAAUAAUUACAAACAACAGUUGGAGGACCUCAAAGGAAAAAAUAAGGAGUUAACUGCAGAGAAGUUGAGUUUAUUAGCACAGCGAGAAAGUGAAUCAAGAAAAUUUAAAUCGGAUAUGUCUCGUAUGCAGGAUGAAGUGAAGACUUUCCAGAGUAGAAAUCAAUCCUUAGAACUCAAGUGCGAACGAUCCAAUGACAGAGUCAACGAGCUUCAAGCCAAACUCGCUGAAGAACAAGAAGUGAGCAUGCAGUUAAGGGAAGAGAUGAAGAACCUUCAAGAAUCGCUGACAAGCAGUUCCCGGCGGGCACAUGAAGCUGAAGUUAAAUAUAUGUGUAUCAAGAAAGACCUUGUAGAGGAUCGCCUAAAUCGAACAAUAGAAAGACUGAGUGAGGAAGCAAGCCACAUGCGUCACCUACUACCUCAUGCAUCAGAGGAUACUGUUCCCGACCGUGCAACACUCUCACGAUCCAUUGUAGCUUGGGAUGAAACCGUGAAGAGCCUCCGUGAUGACAAACGCACCUUCACAGAAGAAGGUAAAAGGCUGCUGGGAAUGGUGAACCAGGGACGUCCUCUUAAUGCUCUUCCACCGGGAGAUCUCGUCAUACCUUCCAUACCUGAUAUCAGUGUUGCACCAUUGCUUUGCCUUGGACAGAAAUGCACAAAUAUGGCCUCAUUGAAGAUUGCAGAAAGCACUCCAGAGCGGGUCAGGCCUCCCAGCUGCUCACCCCAGCCACCAUUACAAACUUGUGCUAAUGUAGAUCCUCCACCAGUAACAAUACCACUAAUAUACUCGCCUUCAGCUUUGGAGGGAAAUCCUAUCUUCAUGCGCAAUGGUGCCACUGCUGCUGCCUUCAAUAGUGGAGCUAUUCCAAAAGGGGCUAUAAAUCAGCCAUCCACUACUCCUGAAAUUCUAAAUUCUACAAAAUGGGCAGACCCUACUCAGCUGCUUAUUGGCUCGCUUCCCUGGGAGUACACCGAGGCUGAUGCAAAGCCACUAAUUGUUGGCCCUCAUUCACAUGGUGUUCAAACCAAGGGAAAUAAAAAGUCAAACAAACCCACAAGCCUAACAGGUGCAAGUGUGAGUGGAACAAUAUCUGAAGCAGGAAGCAGUAAUUCUUCAGCUUAUGGGUUAAGUGAUAUUUCUCUAAAUGCCAGUGCUGAAGUGAGCAUGUCAGCUGGCCACUCACAGCCCACACCAACACUCCAUCAGCCUACUCCAUUGACUGUAACAAAACCUAAAUUCCAGAAUCUGACGAGCAGCAGUUCAGUUGGAGCCAUAGGAACCCUUCCACCCAAGUUGGUCCGUCCCCAGUCCCGACAGGCUGCGAAUGCCGUUAAACUGGUAAAUCAACCUGCUAUAAACAAAGAGGAUAAUGUUGCAAGUACAGCUUCUUACAAGAAACUCAUUGAUAUAUGCAAGCAAAGGAUCGGCAAGGAUUAUACAUCACCAGAAAUCUGCUCUGCCCUUCGUGAGGUUCGUAUUCAGAAUAACAACAGUUUGUCGGGAAUCAGCACAGAAAAGAUUGUAGAACGUGUCAAGCUUCAACUGCGUUGUCGCCAUCCUGGUGCAGGGCAGGCCUCAGUAGCUCCAUGGGCAGGGCUCACCCAAGGCUCAGCAGCAAAUGCUUCUGGACCUGAAUGGAAAGGCCCAGUAAAUGAAGAAGGAAUGAAAGUAGAGGAGUCGUGUUCUAUUUGCUUGGAGGCUCUCAGUGUUAGUGCCACUGUUCCCCUCCAGUGUCAGCAUGUAUUUCAUGAGAAAUGUAUCAAAGAUUGGUUGAAACGACAAUCUAACUGCCCAAACUGCCGUACUUUUGCUCUCAUGACUGAUGAAUACCCAUCACUCACUCACUCCUAAGAGAUUAGGAUAAAUUAGGACAGUAUUUCAAGCUGUAUCCAUAAGGAUAAUGUUACUUUUCACAAUUUGCGACCUCUUUAUAACGUGCCUUUCAUAAAAGUGAAAGAAAAUCAUUUGCAAAUUAAGGAUUGUUUUUGCUACUGAUACUAAAGAUUUUCUUCGUUUUCUAAUACAGUAUUCCUCAAUAAAUUUGUAAUUUUGAAGGCCAACCUGAUAGAAUUUAUAUUUUUUUUAUUUAAAAUUUUACUAUAUGUGCUGUUUAUGCUUCAUAUAGAAUUUACAUGUACUGUGUGUAAUUAGGGGUUUGCCUUACAGACAACAAAUGCCACUUUAUUGGGUACAACUUAAUUUUAGUGUAAUCUUUUGAAAGAUUGUUUAUGUACUUUUGUAAAGUCACCUAUUUUAAAGGUGGAAGUUACAUAGCUAAUGUGCCUUAGCAAAUCAUAACUAGGAUGUGUAAUAUAUUUUUCUAUAAAUACUCAUCUUAGAAUUGUUUUAGUUUUAAGAUUACAAAUUGCUUUAUAUAAUAAUUAUGAAGCAAAAAUAUUAAUUAAUAAAUUGGGGACAAAAAAUUGAAUGGAAGAUAUGCUUUUAAAUUUUGUCUUAAUUCAAAUCCAAUAUGUCAAAAAAUGAAUUAAUGAGUAAAAAUGUGGAUUAAAGAGUAAAUUACAA
Messenger RNA from Procambarus clarkii (red swamp crayfish), 6572 nucleotides. NCBI's taxonomy places the organism in Eukaryota, Metazoa, Arthropoda, Malacostraca, Decapoda, Cambaridae. The record is from RefSeq and is a predicted model, not a curated record.